AUGGGCAAGUACACGAUCCGGGUGGUCACUGGAGACUCGCUUCUGGCGGGCUCCAGCAACCUGGUGCAGCUGUGGCUGGUGGGCGAGCACGGGGAGGCGGACCUCGGGAAGCAGUUUCGACCACUGCGGCGAGGGACCACGGAGUUGGAGAUCGACAUCCCCGUGCAUCUAGGGCGCCUCCUGCUGGUGAAGAUGCACAAGCAUAAAGGCCUGUUGGAUUCUGACUGGUUCUGCAAGUGGGUCACUGUGCAGGGCCCUGGGACCCAAGGAGAGGCCGUUUUCCCCUGCUACAGCUGGGUGCAGUACAACGAGACUAUCUGCCUAUCCGAGGGCACUGCCCUAAAGGUAAACGACGACACUCAGAACCUGUUUAAGAAGUAUCGAGAACAGGAGAUGGAGGGCCGAAGGAAGGUGUACCGGUGGGGCUCCUGGAAGGAGGGUUUAAUCCUGCCUGUAGCGGGGAGUACACAGCAGGACCUCCGGAGGAACCAGAGAUUCAUGGAGGAUAAGGAUUUAGAUUUCUCCCUCUCUCUGGCCAAAGUGUUGAAGGAAUUUGCCAUUAAGGGGACUCUAGAUUUUAUAAGUCGUGUACAAAAACUGGAAGAUUACCAAAAAAUAUUCCCAUAUGGAACGACUGCUCUGGCCGGGCGGGUUCGUGAUUCCUGGAAGGACGAUGCCCUCUUCGGGUACCAGUUCCUCAAUGGUGCCAACCCGAUGCUCCUGAGGCGCUCUAAGAGCCUUCCGGUUCGGCUGGUCCUGCCUCCCGAGAUGCAAGACUUACAGAUCCAGCUGGAGAAGGAGCUCCAGGCUGGAUCUCUGUUUGAAGCUGAUUUCUCCCUGCUGGAUGGAGUCAAGCCCAACAUCAUCAUUUUUAAGCCGCAAUAUGUGACAGCCCCUUUGGUCAUGCUGAAGCUAGAGCCUGAUGGACGCCUCUUACCCGUGCUCAUUCAGCUCCAGCCUCCUCGACAUGGAUGCUCCCCACCUCUGCUCUUCUUGCCCUCGGAUCCCCCCAUGGCCUGGCUCCUGGCCAAGAUCUGGGUCCGAAGCUCUGAUUUCCAACUGUACCAGUUACAGUCACAUCUGCUAAGGGGGCAUCUAAUGGCCGAGGUUAUCUCUGUGGCCACAAUGAGGAGCUUACCCAGCCUGCAUCCCAUAUACAAGCUGCUCGUCCCUCACUUUCGCUACACCAUGGAGAUCAACAUCCUGGCGCGGAAUAAUCUUGUCUCUGAAUGGGGAAUUUUUGAUCUGGUGGUGAGCACAGGGAGCGGAGGCCAUGUGGACAUUCUCCAGAGAGCCACAGCCUGUUUGACGUAUCGCUCCUUUUGCCCCCCUGAUGAUCUGGCUGACCGUGGGCUCCUGGGUGUGAAAUCUUCUCUGUAUGCUCAGGAUGCCCUCAAGCUAUGGGAAAUCAUCCAUCGGUAUGUGGAAAGGAUGCUCGAGCUUUUCUACACGAGUGACAGUGACGUGAGGGGUGAUCCGGAGUUGCAGGUCUGGUGCAGAGAGAUCACCGAGAUCGGGCUGCAGGGGGGCCAGGACCGGGGCUCCUUUGCCUUCUCAUCCUCUGGCAAUCUAACUCUCCGUUUCACCAGGAUCCCAAAUGGCCCAUGCACCAUGCGGAAGCCCCCACCGACAUCCAAGGAUGUGACAGAGAGGGACAUAUUGGAUGCGAUGCCUACUCUCCAGCAGGCACGGAUGCAGAUGACAUUCACCAAGUUCCUUGGCAGACGCCAGCCUGCCAUGGUGGCCCUGGGGCAGCAUAAAGAGGAGUAUUUCUCCGGCCCCGAUCCCCGGGCUGUGCUGAAGCAAUUCCAGGAGGAGCUGGCAAUUAUGGACAAGGAGAUUGAGGUGCGGAACGCAGGCCUGGACCUGCCCUAUGAGUAUCUCCGGCCCAGCAUGGUGGAAAACAGUGUGACUAUCUGAGAGGCUCCCCCACUGUCUUCCUUGGUCACAUCCUUUGGUGAAUAGACAAACUGCCCAUCCCAUCCUGGGCAAUUCACAGUGAUCAUUCCCAUUGCACUUCAGAAUCUGGAACCUUCCACGGUUGCCCUAACUCUAUCCAGCUGUGUGCUUCCUUACCCUGGAACCCUGCUACCCACUCCUCUUCCCCAAAAGGAUCUGGUUUAUACACUAAU
Messenger RNA from Mesocricetus auratus (golden hamster), 2132 nucleotides. Its product is annotated as polyunsaturated fatty acid (12S)/(13S)-lipoxygenase, epidermal-type-like. The record is from RefSeq and is a predicted model, not a curated record. Gene Ontology annotation, molecular function: arachidonate 15-lipoxygenase activity; protein binding; arachidonate 12(S)-lipoxygenase activity. Lineage: Eukaryota; Metazoa; Chordata; Mammalia; Rodentia; Cricetidae. Gene Ontology annotation, cellular component: plasma membrane; cytosol. Gene Ontology annotation, biological process: linoleic acid metabolic process; lipid oxidation.